Plasmodium reichenowi is the source of this 2097-nucleotide messenger RNA. Its product is annotated as splicing factor 3A subunit 1, putative. NCBI's taxonomy places the organism in Eukaryota, Apicomplexa, Aconoidasida, Haemosporida, Plasmodiidae. Gene Ontology annotation, biological process: regulation of alternative mRNA splicing, via spliceosome; mRNA cis splicing, via spliceosome. The coding region runs from base 1 to 2097 and encodes 698 amino acids. Gene Ontology annotation, cellular component: catalytic step 2 spliceosome; U2-type prespliceosome; U2 snRNP. The record is from RefSeq and is a predicted model, not a curated record. Gene Ontology annotation, molecular function: RNA binding. The transcript has a single exon.
AUGCUUAAUAUUAUUGUUGAAAAAAGCCUAUUUGAUGACGAUGUGGAUAUACAUGAUAAAGAAGUGUUGCAGAAGAGGUUCAAUUUUUUGGAGAAAGAAAUGAUAGUACCUCCAAAUAAUAUAAAAACGGUUAUUGAUAAAACGGCUACAUUUGUUAAGAAAAAUGGAAAAAACUUUGAACAGAAAAUAUAUAGAGAAAAAGAAAAGCAAUUUGGUUUUAUUAGUCCUUCACAUCCUUAUUUUUAUUAUUAUCAAUAUAAAUUACACGGUUUAUUUUUGGAUAUUCAAGAAAAGGAUGAAUUAAUUCCUCAUGUUAUUAAAGAAAUAAAAAAAAGAGAAGAUGCAAAUAAAUAUACGAAUAAUGAACAUAUUUUAAAAAUAUGUGAUUUUAUAAAAGAAGAUGAAAAAGAAGAAAGGAAAAAUAUUAUAUAUUCUAUAGAUGAUAUGAAAAAAAAUGAUAAAUUAGAAACUAACAAUAAUUUAAAAAUACAAAUUCAAGAAGAUAUAUAUUCAUUAAUAUCUCCAUUUAUUACAUCUCUAGAUAUUGAUUUAAUAAAAACAACUGCUUUAUUUGUUGCUCGAAAUGGAAAAUCCUUUUUAAACGGAUUAAUUGAAAGAGAAAAAAAUAAUAGCCAAUAUGAUUUUUUAAGAGCUAAUAAUUUAUAUUUUAAUUACUUUUCAAAAUUAAUAGAUAUUUAUUUAAAAUGCUUAUUACCAAGUGAUGAUAUUUUAGAUAAAAUAAAAAACUAUGCAAAUAAUAAAAGUAAUAUCUUAAAUUAUUCUUAUGUUUUAUAUAGUCAUAAUAAGAAAAAAAAGGAAGAAGAAGAACGGAAACUUGAAGAAAAAAAUAAAUCAGACACGUAUUAUGAUUGGACACAUUUUUCUAUUGUAGAAACUAUUAAUUUUGAAGAUGAUUUGAAAAAUUUACCCUGCUCUAUUGAUUUUAAUAAUGUUGAAAAUUAUGUAAUAAGUGAACUUUUUGAUACAGAUAAGAUGUAUACGAAUGAAGAAAAAUUAAAUAAUAUAUCUUAUCACGAAAAGAAUGUUUUUAAGACCUUAGGCAAAGAGGAACUAUAUGAAGAUAAUAAGGGUCAAGAGAUAUUUCUCGAUGAUAAUAAAUAUGAUGCAAAACAUGAUGAAUUAUAUCAUCAAAAAUAUGAAGAUAAGCAUGGUGAACAAAAUGACAAACAAGAUGAUGAUGAAUAUGAUGAUGAUGAACAUGAUGAUGAUGAACAUGAUGAUGAUGAACAUGAUGAUGAUGAAUAUUAUGAUGAACAUGAUGAUGAAUAUGAUGAUGAAUAUGAUGAUGAAUAUGAUGAACUAGAUGAUAAAUUAUAUGAUCAUACUUAUGAAGAUAAUUAUGAUGAUAAUUAUGAAGAUAAACUUAAUAAUAGUUAUAAUAAUUCAAAAGCAUAUGAAGAUUCUAACAAUGUUCAGGAUAAAGCAUAUAAACACAAAAAUGUAGAUAAUAAUGCUGAUUUAGUAAAUGGUGACGUGGAAGGUUUAACUAAAUAUUCUAAUUCACGUAAGAAUCGAAUAUCUAAUGGUAUAAAUAUUAAAGAUAAAUUAUUAAAUAAAAAUAUAAAAAAAUCUAAGAACAAAGAAAAUGUUGUUCCUAAGGCACGUUUUGCAAAAAACAAAAAACACAAAUUUCCUAAAGACAAAAUACAUAAAUGUCCAUUAACAAAUUACCCAGUAGAUAUUAAAGAUAUGUCUAAGCAUUUGAAAACAUUAUUAUUAGAUCCACAAUGGAAAGAACAGAAGGAUAAAUUAUAUGAAAGAGCAAAAAAAGAAUCAUCUUUUAAGCCUUUAGAUGAUAUAGAAGGAAAUCUAUCACUUUUUGUUAUUAAGAGACCUGAUCUUUUUGGAUCUAUUUAUGAAGAAAUUAAUCAACAUUCAACAAAUGAAAAUAAUAAAAAGUCUCAAAUUGAUCAUACAACAAAUGGAAAUGAUAUAUUUAGUUAUAUUCAAAAUAUAUAUACACAAAUUUUACCAGGACCUUCCAUGAAUCAUAUUUCACAAAAUGACACACGUUUAACGAAUAAUAUUUUACCUCCAAAUGAAACAUUAAAACCAAAUUAUAAAGAGAAUAAAUAA